Amoebophrya sp. A120 is the source of this 1020-nucleotide messenger RNA. The record is from the annotation of a GenBank genome assembly. NCBI's taxonomy places the organism in Eukaryota, Dinophyceae, Syndiniales, Amoebophryaceae.
CACAGUUCCAGCGACAGCAAGCGGAGCGGGAGUCGCGGGGCUCAUCGUUUCCCGCACAUCGGAAGCGCGCGAGCGCGACGCACGGCGGUUGGAUAUCAUCUAUCAGCAGCUGCAGGACGCUAUAACCCGCUCAGGUGUUACAAUCUCAAAUCGAUUACCAUAGAAUCUGAGACCUGUCUUGCAUGAUGAGCAUGACAGACUCGCACAGCGUUCCACUUUCUGCAAUACAAAUUUCGCCAGAUUGUAGUGGGGUUUGGGGCUCCGGAACUUGUCAUGCGCAAUCCUAUGAGAGUCGGCUAGAUCAUGCACUCCUGCAUCACAGAUUUCCGUAAUUCUAUUGUAACGUUUGAGAUUGUAACCUUUGAGCGGGUCAUAGACGCGCUCAACAGAUUCGGGACGGAACAGCAGGAAAUUGCGAAGGCAGUCGAAGAGCUGAAAGAAUUACUAGUAUUCUGAGUAAAAACGUCCCCACCCCAGAGUUGUCAUGCAAUUCUGCAUGCCAAAAAAGUUUCUCAUGCGGAGCCCCAUGAGAAGCAUUAAUGAGAAGCAUUACCUAGUCGUGUUUUGGAAUUUGUGAUGCUAGAAUCUUCAGCAUGACGUGCUAGGUUUGUGAUGCUGCUGAAGUAGCGAAACAGGAGCACACUAUGAAGGCAAACUUGUCAUGCGAAACAGCGAAAGCUGGUUGAUUUGUCUAGCAGAUUUCCCAUCUUGAGUCUGGUGUGGGGACGUUUUUUCUCCGGACAACUAGAUAUUGAUAAUUACAACGGGGAUCCACCUCGUGCUCGUCUUGCUGCGUCGUCCUCGGAAGUAGCAGGUGUUACAACUCCAGGAGCAAGUAGCGCAGGUGCAGCUACAAGUGCUUUCGUUGCAGGAGGAGCUGCACCAGCAGCUUCAGGUGCAGCGGGCACUACUAGCAGUACUGGCCGCGGAACAGGAACCAGAGCCUGUCCCAUCAGCGUGGAUCUGGAGACCGGCACGAUUCGGACGAUGAACAAAUCAACUUCCGGCUUUUCCCUGCAC